AUGAGUAAGCUGAAGAAACUCGAGGGAAAUCCCUCAAACUGGAAUCUCGACAGUUUCUUUCAAAACUUAGAGAAGGAACUUGACGCGCUAUCGAUCGGGGAGGAAGAUUACUUUCGAAAAUAUCCGUGGAAAUGGACGGUUCCAGAUGCAAAACACCCCGAAGUUGCGAAUGAUGAUUUUGGAAUUCCGGGCUCGGUCGAGGAGUUGGAGCAGUUGGUCGAGAAAAAAGCGUUUCGAAAAGCUGAUGAUCAUACGAAAGAAGAAUAUUUUCAGUAUUUGACAUCAGCCGACUCACGAGCAUACCUUGAAGCCCGAAUGACCCAUUACUUUGUCAACUCUGACAAAAUCCGAUCCGCCAUGGCAGCUGGAAGAACUCUUCUGGGAAAACACGCGCCCAAGGAAUUCGCUGGCCAGUUUUUGAAAGGAAAAAUCGAGUCUUACCAGGUUUUCAAGACGCAGCUAUACGCUCAUGCUCAAAAAGCGCAGAAUUUGAAUUCCGAGGGGGCGAAAAAUGCUCCAAAUCAGACGAGAUUGGGAAAAUUAAGACAAUUUUUACGAGAAAUGAUCUUCAACAAAAACCAAAUGCCAUUCGAAAAAGCCCGAUCUUUCCGUGAAAUCCUCGACGAAUUCUUCAUCGAAGACCAAGAAGGAUUCGAAUUUCCGGAUAUCGAAGGAGACGACUUGUUCUUUCGAGGAAAAGAAGAAUUCACCCCGAUUCUGAGCACGAUUGGACUGUUACUCACGACGUUUGGACUCAGUGAAAACGAAUUCCGAAAACUAGAAGCAGAUAUCACCCUUCAAGUUCAAUCACCUCUCGACUCCAAAACUCUCAAUCAAAACAAAUCCGUUUUCUACCACAAAUCAGAAGAAUUCAUCAAAAAGAAAAAUGCCAUGAUCAAGGAAAAAGAAGCAACUCUACAAACAACCAACUCUGAAAAGCCGAAAGCUGAAAAAUCAAAAAACGAAGAGCCGAAAAAGCAAAAGGCCAAGAAAACUGAGAAGAAACAGUCAAAAGCCGAGAAAUCGGACGAAAAACCAAAAAAGAAACAAAAAGAGGAAAAAAGCGAAAAACAAAAAAACGCUGAAAAAGAAGUUGAAGCUCAAAAAUCUGAUUUGAAAUCAACCACAAAGAACGACGAAAAUAGCGGCUCCCUCCAGAAAUCCGAUAAUUUGAACGAAACAAAGGCCAACUCAAUUGACUCCUCGAUUCCACCACCACCAUCCUAUGAAACCGCUACUCAAGAUGGCAGAAAGUCAAAGAAAAAAACCCCUCUUCUCAAGAAUCCUCCUCCCGGAGCGCAAAUCUGCCCUCCAACUCACGAUGACCAAAUUGAAUACAAUCAGAUGUUACAACAAACGAUGAUGGAUUACCGCCACGGGCCGGAAGGGCAAGGGCAUUUCCCUUACUAUCAUGGACCUCCUGGUCCUCCCCAUCAUCGAGGAGGCCCUCCUCACCACCGUGGAGGACCCCCUCAUCAUCGAAGAGGACAUCCCCACCACUGGGGAGGGCCGCACGGAGGACCCCCGCACCAUGGAAGACCUCAUCAUCGAGGAAGAGGAGGCAGAGGAAGAUGCAGAUCAAGAAAUCGUGAAGAAGAUUUUUCUGUUCGAAAUUUCGAGGAAUAA
Oikopleura dioica is the source of this 1626-nucleotide messenger RNA. NCBI's taxonomy places the organism in Eukaryota, Metazoa, Chordata, Appendicularia, Copelata, Oikopleuridae. The record is from the annotation of a GenBank genome assembly.